Aedes aegypti (yellow fever mosquito) is the source of this 1044-nucleotide messenger RNA. It is a transcript of the gene Aprt, whose product is annotated as adenine phosphoribosyltransferase. The transcript is spliced from 3 exons. Gene Ontology annotation, biological process: AMP salvage; adenine salvage. Gene Ontology annotation, molecular function: adenine binding; AMP binding; adenine phosphoribosyltransferase activity. NCBI's taxonomy places the organism in Eukaryota, Metazoa, Arthropoda, Insecta, Diptera, Culicidae. The record is from RefSeq and is a predicted model, not a curated record. Gene Ontology annotation, cellular component: cytoplasm. The coding region runs from base 360 to 911 and encodes 183 amino acids.
UUUGUAAUGCUACAGCUGCUGCUUACGACAUUGACACGCUCAGAACAGACUGAUAGAAUUCGGUAAGCCGACAGCGAAGGGCGUAGCAGUAAACAAAUCUAUCCCAUUAGUCUGCAUACCGAAAGAUCUAUCACAUCAACCAGAUAUCGGAAAAGAAAGAAAACAUAGUGCCAUUGAUUUAGUUCAAUUAGACAUUCACAGUCAAACACCACGACCAUUCCAAACUAGAACAAUCAUUCAUCGAUAGUGUGACAUCCAUGAGCUGAUAAGAGAAGUCCACAGACAGCAUUUGGUUGGUUGGUUUGGUGGUGCUUAGGAAGAGGCUAUAAUCGCAUUCACAGAUAGUGCGUACCCGGAAGAUGACUGCUGAUUUGGAGUUGAUCAAGAAGCACAUAGGAGAGUAUCCUGACUUCCCCAAGAAAGGAAUUCUGUUCAAAGAUAUCUUCACCGCCUUACGGAGUGGUCCGGUAUGUCAGGCUCUGAAGCGGCUCAUAAUUGCACACAUUCGUGCCACCUGUCCGGACGUUCAGGUGGUGGUUGGACUCGAAGCCAGGGGUUUUCUGUUCAGUUUAAUGAUAGCGGCUGAACUGGGAAUCGCAUGCGUUCCGAUUCGAAAGAAAGGAAAACUACCCGGUGAAUGCGUCAAGUAUGAGUACAAACUGGAGUACGGAACGGACGUGUUCGAGAUCCAGCAGGGUAGCAUAUUACCAGGUCAAAAAGUGUUAAUCAUUGACGACCUGCUGGCCACGGGAGGAACUAUGGAUGCCGCGAACAAGCUGGUGCAGCAGAUUGGUGGCACUGUCGAGCAGAAUUUGGUCAUCAUCGAGCUGACCAUGCUGGGAGGGCGCGAAAAAUUGAAAGCUUCCGGAGUUAAAGUACAUUCCUUUAUUCAGUACGACGAUGUCGAGUAGCUAGAAAUCUUUAGGUUCAGAGGAUUCAGCUAUCAACUGUCAGAUUCUCAUUCUACAAUCAAUGUUCAAAUUAUUUGAACUGUUGUUGGACGUUGUUUAUGUUGCAAAUAAAUAAAGCUUAUCAAAACACAAA